AUUGGUUAGCGGCGGGAAGCGCAACCCGGAAGUGUGGGCACAGUUCAUGUUGCACGUGGAACGCGGGAUUGCCGAGGAUCGUGGGCGCGGGAAGCUUUCUUGGCGUCGUUGUGGGAGCGCUAAUAGACUGCUGUUAUGAACUCCCGGGGAUCCACAGCAAUUGAGGACGCGUCGGCAGAGGCGGGAGAUGGUUCAGGGAGUGAGCCUUGUUUGUCUGACAACGGGAGUGAGGACGCCUGGGAAGAAGAAGGCGACGACGCGGGAUCUGCGCUGAGGACACCCUGCCUUUUCUGCGAAAGACUUUUCAGUUCCGCGGAAGAUGCUUUUAGCCAUUGCACAUCAGACCAUGGGUUCAAUGUUGGAAUGUUGGUUCGUAAACAUGGACUCGAUUUCUACAGCUACAUCAAGCUAAUAAACUUCAUUAGGGUGGAAAAACCAACUGCAGAGAUUCUGAAUUCUCUCAGUUCGCCACUUCCUUGGGUGGAAGAGAAAUAUUUGAAGCCUGCAUUGGAAGAUGACUUGUUACUCCAGUUUGAUAUAGAAGAUCAACUUGACUCUGUACCUAAUGGUCUGACUGAGACCUCAUCUCUUCUUGAGCGAUUGCAACAUGCGGAGCACAGGGCAGAAUUGGCAGAAGCUGCGUUGGCCAGAGCCCAAGAUGAUCUUCAGAAAAUGAGACAGUUUGCCCAUGAUUUUGUGAUGAACACAGAAGUCAGGCGUGUCUCAUCAGCCAAUACCAUUGCGGACUUAGAGGAGGAUGAAGAAAAUGUUUACUUCAGUUCAUACGGGCACUAUGGGAUUCACGAAGAGAUGAUAAAGGACAAAGUGCGCACAGAAAGCUAUCGUGACUUCAUAUAUCAAAACCCCCACAUCUUUAGAGAUAAGAUCGUUCUGGAUGUUGGUUGUGGAACAGGAAUCCUCUCCAUGUUUGCUGCCAAAGCAGGUGCAAAAAAGGUGAUAGGAGUGGACCAGUCUGAAAUUAUCUAUCAAGCUAUGGACAUAAUUAGACUUAAUAGACUUGAAGAUACUGUUUCUUUGAUCAAAGGAAGAAUUGAAGAUGUUGAUUUGGCAGUUGAAAAAGUAGAUGUUAUCAUAUCAGAGUGGAUGGGCUACUUCCUUCUCUUCGAGUCAAUGCUGGAUUCUGUCAUUUUUGCAAGAGACAAGUACCUGGUGAAGGGAGGCUCAGUGUAUCCUGACAUCUGCACCAUUAGCCUGGUGGCUAUAGGUGAUCUUAAGAAACAUGCUGACAGAUUCGCUUUUUGGGAUAAUGUGUAUGGUUUCAGCAUGUCCUGCAUGAAAAAGGCCGUUAUUCCAGAAGCAGUUGUAGAUGUUUUCGAUUCAAGCACACUUAUAUCUGAAGCUUGUGUCAUCAAGCGGAUAGACUGCCAUGUUGUAUCUGUUCCAGAAUUACAGUGCUCAUCAGACUUCACCCUGAAGGUCAUGAAGACUUCAGUGUGUACGGCAAUUGCGGGAUAUUUUGAUAUAUAUUUUGAGAAGAAUUGCAACAAGCAAGUAAUGUUUUCUACAAGUCCCUGUUGUGCCAAGACACACUGGAAACAGACAACAUUUUUUCUGGAGAACCCAAUUGCUGUGGAAGAAGGUGAAGAGCUGAAAGGAAAGAUAAGAAUUCACAAAAACAGAAAAGAUCCACGCUCCCUUAUCAUAACACUCACAAUUAAAAAUGUGACACAGACUUACACCCUUCAGUGAGGACUGUUCUGUAAACAGCUUAGGGGUGAAUUGCUUUGCUUGCCGUAAAUAUUUGCAGGGAGAUGGCAACUGAAAAAUAAUGAUGGCUGCAUGGUUCAACUUUAGAUGUAUUUUACUGUAAGUCUUUGCAGAUUUCAUACAUAUGAGUAGGGUCCACUGAAUGCAGUGGGUUUUAUAUCUGAGUAAGCAUUCAUAGCAUCGUACUGGAUAUGAAGGUAGCUGCAAAUGGAUGUGUAGAACACAUGAGCUCUGCAAUCUAUGAUAGUUCAGUAUUUUGGAACUCUGAAUUCAUAGUUUGAUUUUGUUGGUGGCAUUAGCUCAUCUCAGAGAGCUCCCAGUAGUAGAAGGGUUUAUGUGAGUUUCUUCAUGCAGCCCUUAAUGACACUCCCCUACUGCUCUGAAAGGUUUAGUAUCAUCCAAAGAUUUUGGAGAACAAAGUAUGCUGCAGAGGUUGGUGGAGGUGAACAAACUCACCUCCUAGACUGGUUGGAUUUUUCCACUGAAUUGUAAGUCCCCCAUGGAUGAAUGGACUCCAGCCAUUUGUAAGAGGCAGAGACCAUGUUCAGACCACUGGCAGGAAUCUUGAGUAUAAGAAAUUUACAGAUUUGUUUGUUAUAAGACUGUUUUUCUUCCAUUAGUUUUAAAUGAAAUAAAGUUACUCUUUCCCCUAAUACAGUUAAAAAUAAAAUUGUAAAAA
Messenger RNA from Pogona vitticeps (central bearded dragon), 2407 nucleotides. It is a transcript of the gene PRMT3, whose product is annotated as protein arginine methyltransferase 3. Gene Ontology annotation, molecular function: histone methyltransferase activity; protein-arginine N-methyltransferase activity. Gene Ontology annotation, cellular component: nucleus. The record is from RefSeq and is a predicted model, not a curated record. NCBI's taxonomy places the organism in Eukaryota, Metazoa, Chordata, Lepidosauria, Squamata, Agamidae. Gene Ontology annotation, biological process: chromatin remodeling; peptidyl-arginine methylation, to asymmetrical-dimethyl arginine.